Molecule: messenger RNA, 876 nt
Organism: Fusarium sp. VM40
Lineage: Eukaryota; Fungi; Ascomycota; Sordariomycetes; Hypocreales; Nectriaceae
Source: the annotation of a GenBank genome assembly
AUGGCUGAGGCAAAGUCUAUUCAUGACAUCAUCCGUCAGCAUCCAAGAGAGCGACUUCUGGUCCAACCUCUCGAAUGGACACAACUGCACUUGGGCCUUCUCAAGUGCUCUUUUCAAGAAAAAGAGAUUGAUGACUUGCCAGAAGAGUCAGACAUUAGCAAAUUGGAGGUAUCAGGAGGCAAAAAGUCUGUUGAUCGCGAUGCGCGAAGUGCUGAGCGAUUAGCAACGUCCGAGAUGAAAAACGCAGCCAUCAAGAAACUCGUAGCUGAAGAUGGUGGGCCUUUGAGACUUCAAAGACCUUUUGGCUAUUUCUGCUUCGGCAAGAAGCAUGAGUAUCGUCUGCAUGGCACUGUCUUCUCCAUGCGUUCAUCAGGAAGUCUGACGCCUGUCUUUGCAUUCUUACAGCGUGGAAUGAUCAGAAUUCAACGAGAAGGUGUCUUUGGGCUUCCAAAGCCCCGUCGACCUAACCCUCCAGCUGAGUUGCUGAGGGAGAUGCGGCUGAAGCAGAUCGAACCAACUGACCAGUGGCGUGAUCCUUACAUACUCGCCGUACUGGUUGGCCUAGCGCAAUCUCAGGCCGAAGAGAAACAGUCUCCCAAAGCACCAUUUCGAGAAAGCCACGUCUUCAAGACCUGUGCAGUGUUUGUCGACGAGAAAAACACAGAUUUCAUGCAUUUCUACGGUGCAAUGGUUUCCGUCGCUUUUCUCAGCAAGUUUGAAUAUCCCCACACACUGAUGAGACCGAAGAAGGCAAUGUUGUCAGAGCUUGGCAUCCGGAUGAAGAAACUUCCCUUCAAGCCUUACUCGACUUUGAAAUCGAGACUCCUCGCAGAGAUCGAGGCCUGUUGCAAGGAUGAAGAAGCCGUUACUACUUGA